UCGUUCGGACGUGCCCGGAUCGAGCGGAUUCACGCGUGCGAUUGUGCUAACGGUAAAGAAAAUUGGGAAAAUUGUGAAGUUUCCUUGGUGCGUGUCUGUGUGUGCUGGCUGCUUUCGUGUUGUUGUGGUGCGAAUGCAACAAAUAAUAACAAGGAUAUUAAAAAUAGCAAAUAACAAUGCUCAAAUAACUUAGUUAAAAACGGAGUGAAAGCACGUAAAAUUACAAGUAAUUUUUCAACUUAAUUAAAUAGUAAACAACAAAAAUCGGAAAACGCAAUAAUUGGUGGCUAAAAAGGAACUGCCAUUAAAAAACCCCAAAACUUCUAACGACUUUCCUUUUGAUACCCAAAUCCCAGCCAGAGAAAAUAAAACAAGUAAAUAUAUGAAAAUACAACACAGAGAAAGUGGGGCCAUAAGCCCACGAUUUCGGCAAAGGAUAACUUUUGCCGCGUCUCGCGAUUCUUAUUAGAAAAUCCUUUUCGCGCUCAGCUUCCUGACCAACAGAAAAAGUUCUACAUUUUGCACGUCUCAAAGGUUUUUGUGUUUUCUUCAGCUGCUGGGCUACAAACAAAGUAAAAGUUACAGAGAAAGUAUUGUGCAACGUGUGGCAAGUGCGACAAGCUAAACAAAAAAAAAAAAAAAACGAGUGCAACGCAAGUUUAAUUCGAUUUUAGUGUGUAACAAUCAGUGAGAAAAAACCUUAGGAGCAUCCAGAGGAUAAGUCUUACGUGCAGGUGCCUUUUGCGUGAGCGUUUUGUGUGGAAAGAGCAGGAACAUUUCUAAAGUGGAUUAGCAGACACCACUCUUCCACACUGUUUUUGGAUUUUUUAUUGGAUGAGCGUGUCAAAUCCUUCAACUCCUGCUUGCCCAUGAAAUCAUGAUUACGAGAAAAUGCAGAUAAAAAUGUUGACGAUUAUUCACUGGCAGUCUCAACAAAUUUGGGCAGCAUUUUUUGUGACCACUCUCUGCUUAUUGGACAUUCGAGCCGCCUGGGCGAAGAAGCUGAAUGCGAGUCAAGCAUUCGACGACACAUGGAACACAGCAUCUGACUUAGAAAAUGAACUGGAACAACAAAAGCGGGCAAAAAGUCAGAGUGCAGCAGGUGGUGGAGGCAGUGGAGCCGGCCAGUGGUCGUCCUGGUCGGAUUGGUCGACCUGCUCGCGCACCUGCGACGGUGGCAUCAUGCAACAGAUGCGUAGGUGCGGCAACGGCAACACCGGCAGUUGCCGCGGCGAGAGCGCCCGCUAUCGCAUCUGCAACAUGCAGCCGUGUCCGGAGCAGCAGGAUUUCCGCUCCAGCCAAUGUGCCGCCUACAACGAUGUCCCCUACGACGGCACCCUGUACAAGUGGACUCCCCAUUACGAUUACGUCGAACCCUGCGCGCUCACAUGCAGGGGACAUCCGGCGCAUCUCGUCGAAGACAUUUCCCGUGAGACGGGAGGCGGGAAUGCCGAGGAGGCGGAGCACUACGAUGAGCAGAGCGUCAUUGUGCAACUGUCGGCAAGGGUCCAAGAUGGAACCCGCUGUCGCUCCGGCAGCCUGGAUAUGUGCAUCCAAGGAAAAUGUCAGCGCGUUGGCUGCGAUUUAAAAAUCGGCUCGACAAAGAAAAUCGACGGUUGCGGAGUGUGCGGCGGCGAUGGCAAUUCUUGCUCCCAACCACUUUAUUACUGGGAGAUGGCACCGAUGUCGCAGUGCUCCGCCACCUGCGGCGGUGGUUACAAAAUGGCUCGUCCUUUAUGCAGGAAUCGUCUAACCAACGCCGAUGUCGAUGAUACGCUCUGCAGCCUUACUAAUCGACCGGAGGCGUCGGUGGAGCAAUGUAAUACACACAGCUGUCCUCCGCGCUGGAUAACCGACGAUUGGAGCACUUGCAGCCGGCUAUGUGGCCACGGCUACCGUGAGCGGAUGGUAGUCUGUGCCGAGGAGUCGAACGCCAUCAAAACGAGGGUUGCCGAUAUCAUGUGCCGCACACCCAAGCCGGCAACACAAGAGACCUGCAUUAUAGAGGAGUGUCCGCAUUGGGAGGUCGAGGAUUGGACCGGCUGCUCGGUUUCCUGCGGACAGGGAAUACAAAUGCGAGGCGUCGAGUGCAAAUCGACAGACGGCAGCCUGAGUGCCAAAUGUGAUCCACUCACCAAGCCGGGCAGCAUGCAGCAGUGCUCCACUGGCAUCCACUGCGGCGGAGGCGGUGGGUCAGCGAACAAAGGUGUUGGCACCAUCAUCGUGGGCAGCAGCCGGUCGCUGAACGAGCGGUCGGAGCGACAGAUGGACAGCUCGGAUGUGGAUGACGACGACGAUGACGAGGACGUGGAUGAUGAGGCCGAAGAUAUCGAUGACCUGGAAUCAGGCCAGGAUACCGAUGACGGCGAGGGCUUGUCCUAUGCCGAUCAACCCUUGCGCUAUGCCCAUCGCACGCAGAGCCGGCUGCAGCAGGAAGCCCCAGAUGAGCCGCGCACCAUGCUGCUGAUGAACGGAAAUUCGAAUAAUAAAUAUAACCGAGGAAAUGGCGGAUCAGAUGUACCCUCAAUGGAUCCCACCUUCAUCAAGGAUACUGACUGGUCUCCAUGCAGCGUGACCUGCGGCGAAGGCGUCCGUCGACGUUCCUACAACUGCAAGAUAUUCCUGGAGUACUCUCGGACGGUGGCCACCGUGAAUGAUUCGCUGUGUGAGGGCAAAAAGCCACAUGACGAGGUGGAGCGAUGUGUGGAGGAUCCGUGCAUGCUGCCCUCGCACGGCUUCGACGACCAGUAUCCCCGGGACUCCAUCAAAGUGGGAGUCUCGGAGCCAGGGAAGACGUACGUCUGGCGGGAACAGGGCUACACUUCCUGCAGUGCCUCCUGCCUGGGAGGUGUGGAGGAGCUGAUCAUCAACUGCGUGCGGGAGGAUAAUGGUAGGGUGGUGUCGCCCUUCCUCUGCGCCCCGGAGACCAAGCCGGAGGCGAGGGUUCGCACCUGCAACGACCGUCCCUGCCCGCCCAGGUGGAACUAUUCGGACUACACGCCCUGCUCCAAGAGCUGCGGCAUUGGCAUCAAGACGCGCGAGGUGCAGUGCAUCCACGAGGUAACCCGUGGAGGGGACAACACAAUGGUGGUGCCGAACAGCAUGUGCCCACAGCCGCCGCCCGCAGAUCGCCAGUACUGCAACGUGCUCGAUUGCCCCGUUCGGUGGGAGGUGGGUGAGUGGGCCAAGUGCUCCCACACCUGCGGCUACGGGUUCAAGGAUCGCAAGGUGGAGUGCAAGCAGAUAAUGGCCCAGGAGCACAAGAUCGAGCGACCCGAGUCGAUGUGUCCGAGUGCCAAGCCGGCGGACAAAAAACCCUGCAACGUUAAGCCCUGUCCGCCAGAGGAUCCUAAGCCGGUCAUCCAGAUAAACAACUCGACACACAUCCAGCACGACCCCAAGAAAACCAAGAUCACGCUCAAAGUUGGCGGUGCGGGGGUCGUUUUCUUCGGCACUCAGGUCAAGAUCAAGUGCCCCGUGAAGCGGUACAAUCGCACCAAAAUCAAGUGGAGUAAGGACCACAAGCCGCUGCAGCGUUCGCGCAAGUUCAAAGUGUCGAAGAAGGGUGCCCUGCGUAUACUUGAUAUCACGUUCCGCGAUGCCGGAGUCUACUCCUGCCACGCCGGACUCAGCUCCGCGGAAAUAAGCAUCGAGGUGAAGGCCAAGCCGGGCCAGCAGGCCGAGGAGCUAGAGCGCCAGGAGGCAGAUCGCUUGGUGCGGGAGCGAAGCGGCACGGAGGCUCUCACCUCUGCGGACAUGACGUCAUCGGGUGCAGCAGGCUCUUCCGGUGGACCUGGAACUGAUGGACCCGCUAAUGGGUCUACGCAGCAGCAGGGCACACGUCGCAGACAGCAGCAGUCGGAGCGCUUGCAGAACGGCAGGGAGCGGAACCGGAGACCCAAGUCGGACGGAGUUCAGCAUGCGGAUAGCAGCAUUAUGGAGGACGAUCAUUCGCAAUUAGUGCAAUCCCAGGACAGGGUUCCACAGCCGGCGAGCGCCAGCAGCGGGAGUAGUCGCACCAGGACUCUGCUGGCCAUGCCAUAUUUCCAGGCUCUGCUCAGCAAUCUCCAGUUGCUAUGGCCGCUGCAGCGUUUCAAGGACUCGCGUGGCCAGCACAUACUGCAAGGCGAGGCGCUUAAGUACGGCCUCGAUUUGGAAGGCCCCCACUUUGAGCAGGACGAGCCGAUGCGUGUGCUGACCAAGGAGCUGCACACCGAGGCAGGACUCAUGCGCACCGAUUCCCGCCCAGAGUCAGAGGGACGGGCGGAAGCCGAGGUGGAAGACAUCAUGCCCCACAUGCCGCACGCUCGAUGGGAAACUGCAGCGGCUGCCACGACGACGGCGGUGCCGAUCCUCGAGAACGGUGGCUUCGUCUACAAAUGGCUCCUGGGCGAGUGGUCCAAGUGCUCCCAGGAAUGUGGAGCAGCUGGCAGCGGAUUGCAGCGGCGCACGGUGGGCUGCCAGCGAUUGCCAGAUGCCAGGAGCUCCAACAGCAGCAUUGGCGACACCGAAAACCAUGUCGUGGAUAAUUCAGAGUGCACCGCCCACGGCCUGGAGCUGCCCGACUCGUUCCAGAGCUGCGGCAACGAGGCCUGUCCGCAGUGGAGCAAGGCCGAGUGGACGCCCUGCCAGCGGUCCCGCUGCCACGGCAGGAAUACGGCCGUGCAGCGCCGCGAGGUGACUUGCCGCUACGACAACGGCACACUGGGAAGUGCGUGCGACGAGUACGAGCGUCCGUCGAUGCGGCAGGACUGCUACAACGAACGCUGCAAGGGUGUUUGGCGCGUGGAGUCCUGGUCCGAGUGCAAUGCGCCGUGCGGCCGUCAGGGCAUCAAGUACCGCAUCCUGCAGUGCGUAUGGUAUGGCAGUCGUCGGCCAGCGGGCAACGUGUGCAAGCACCAGCCCCGCCCAGCGGUUAUGAAGGUCUGCAAAAGUCCGCCAUGCCAGGCCAACGUCUUCCUCGGCCUCGCUGCACUGUCGCGAUUCCUCGCGCUAUUGCCGCAACGCCCGUGCCAUGGGCCUGUGUCGACUGCAUCGCUACAAGGAGAAGUGCUGCGGAUCCUGCCAGCAGCCUCAGCAGCAGCCCAAUCAAUAUAUAUUCCAUUAGCUCCGCUGCGGCCUACCAAAUGAGCUAGAAAUUUACGAAUUCUGCAAGCAAUUACUCUAAGUACCGUAAAUCUAACGAACUAUAGAAAGAUAUAAAGUUAAACUUAUCCUUAUGUAUGUAUUGCCAGCCAUACCCGCACUAACGUGAAUUCACUUUGAAUUUGUAUGGAGUCGAGGGAAUACACUAGUUAAAUAUAUUUGUUGGAUUUAACGAAAAUGAAGGGGAUUCAUUUAAGUUGCAAAUGUAGUAAAACUGUAAGUUUACUUGACAAAACAGCGAAAGGCCCUUUUCUAAACUCUCUUGCUUGAAUUUGCCUAAAAAGAGACAUAAUAUUUUUGGUAUUGCUUGACAUUAAUAAGUUUGGCCACAACGUUGGGGAUCCGUAUUAAAUACCUUUUUUGUUUUUAUAAUAUAGGCACCGAUUUAUUAAGCGCAAGAAUGUCGCUCCCAAAAGCUUUCGUGCACUCAUAUAAAAAAGACAAUCCAACAAUUAUCACAACACCACUUUAUCGCUGAAGAAAAGCCUUGUAAUAAAUUUAAAUUGUAUACACCAAAAAUAUGGCAACAAGAUCUACCCGCCAUCUCUUAAGCAUCUUAUGACACUAUUCUUGACAUUACCUCGAACUCAAAUCCUAUUUUGUAUUAUGUUUCUAGCACUUAAGCUAAAUUUGUAAACACUACAGAAACAGAUUUCUAUGUAAGCCUGGAAAAUGUCAUUUGUGGAAGUCCUUGUUAGCACUGCAUGCAGUUUUACACAUUUUAAACUUUUACAACUUAAAUGAAAACCUAAGUAUAAUUUAUAAACAUUUUCCGAAACCAUAAAGUGUGAAUAAAAUGAAUUUUGGAUCAAGAAAACAUGAAUAUUAAGAUCUGUCUAAGGCAGGAUCUCCCUUCCUAAUUAACCGACAAACAACAGACCGCAAUGUUUUUCAACGGAUUUGGUCGUGUAAGCAUUUCAAUGGCAAAAGCUUUGCUUUAAGCAAAUAAAUCCUUUAUACAUUAUUGACCCUGAAGUACUACAAAUUUCAGCAGCAUGCGUUAAACUGGUGACUAGUUUAAAUUUUCACUAUGCUCCAAAAUAUUUACGUUUAAUGCUUGUCAAAUAUUUCAGAGUCAAAAAUAAAACCAAAAAAAAUGGUCACUACAAGAAAAAUUAAAAUUUAGGGUAAAUUAAACUAGCCAAUUAUGGAAGUAAGGGUUUGGGAGUGUAAUCACUAAGUAUGAUUUUGAUUUAUUGCUGACUCAAAGGGCCUCCCAGCAGUUGAAUUGUUUUAGCAAAUAUCUCCGACUAGCAUUAAUCUUAAAUUUAGCAACUGAAAUCACAAAGCCCAUUAAGCUUGAAUUUAAUUGAGAAGAGCAGCAUGACAAAAAAAAACCGCACUGUUACCUUAUGUGAACAAAAACAGAAUAUUAAUAUGUAAAUAUGGCAGAAGAAAGAUAUAUAGGUAACCAUUUCGAGAAGCACCUUUGACUAUUCCAUCGUCAAUUUAUAGCACAGAAUUUUACUUUCGUAAGGAAAUUGUAAAUAAAUCGAAAUUGACUCUAAAACAACAUUUCAUUUAAAGGCCAACCAUGUAAUUAAAUGAAAAGAAAACUAUGUGGAAUAAAUGUGUACGCCUUUUUGUAA
Messenger RNA from Drosophila gunungcola (fruit fly), 6734 nucleotides. It is a transcript of the gene nolo, whose product is annotated as protein madd-4. The transcript is spliced from 20 exons. The coding region runs from base 892 to 5130 and encodes 1412 amino acids. NCBI's taxonomy places the organism in Eukaryota, Metazoa, Arthropoda, Insecta, Diptera, Drosophilidae. Gene Ontology annotation, cellular component: extracellular matrix. Gene Ontology annotation, molecular function: metalloendopeptidase activity. Gene Ontology annotation, biological process: extracellular matrix organization. The record is from RefSeq and is a predicted model, not a curated record.